CAGUCCGGUCCCGGUUAUUCCGUCAUGGCGGCUCUCAGCAAGCUGCCGCACAACUGCUACGAGAUCGGCCACACCUGGGACCCGUCCUGCCUGCAGGCCGCCCUGGACGUGACGAAGAGCGCUCUGGAGGUUUCCCUGAAGAUCUACGCUCCUCUUUACCUGAUAGCGGCGCUUCUGCGGAGAAGGAAGAAAGAUUACUAUUUAAAGAGGAUUGUUCCGGAGAUCCUGUGGUCGUCCUCUUUCCUCACCGCCAAUGGAGGCCUGUACAUCGUUUUCUUCUGUGUUCUCAGGAAACUCUUGGGGGGGUUCAACUCCUGGUCUCCGGGGUUCGGGGCGGCGCUGCCGGCCUCCUACAUCGCCAUCCUCCUGGAGCGGAAGAGCAGGAGAGGGCUGCUGACCAUAUACAUGGCAAACCUGGCCAGCGAGACGCUGUUCCGGAUGGCUGUGACGCGAGGAUUCAUCAAACCCAUCAGAAACGGCGAGGUGCUCCUGUUCUGCAUAACCUCGUCGCUCUUCAUGUUCCUCUUCAGGAGUAACAACGGUCUCAAGGGCUUUGCCUUUUCUGCGUUAAAAUUCAUCAUCGGUAAAGAAGAGCUCCCCUCUCAUUCCGCUGACCCUGCCGGCCCCCGCCCCCCCGAGUCCAGAGCAGCCGUGGAGCCGGACAGUUCUCACCAAAGAUCCAGGAGGAGGAACCUGGUGGCCUACACGAAGGGGCUGCUGGAAUCAGUAUGCCGACACGGUCCAAGACACAGAUGCUGUAAACAUUACCAGGACAACUGCAUUUCCUACUGUGUCAAAGGCUUCGUCCGGAUGUUCAGCAUCGGCUAUCUCAUCCAGUGUUGCAUCAAAGUUCCCUCGGCCUUCAGGCAGAUGUUUUCCAAACCCUCGCGACUCCCGUCCAUCUUCUACAACAAAGAGAACUUCCAGCUCGGGGUGUUUCUCGGCUCCUUCGUCAGUAUUUAUAAGGGAACAAGCUGCUUGUUGCGGUGGAUGCGUAACAUUGACGACGAACUCCAUGCGUUGAUAGCAGGCUUCCUGGCCGGCGUCUCCAUGUUCUUCUACAAAAGCACCACUAUCACCAUGUAUCUCUUCUCCAAGCUGGUGGAGACCAUGUACUUUAAAGGCAUCGAGGCCGGCCGGUUCCCGUACUUCCCCCACGCAGACACCGUCAUCUACGCCAUCUCCACCGCCAUCUGCUUCCAGGCCGCGGUGAUGGAGGUGCAGAACCUCCGGCCUUCCUACUGGAAGUUCCUUCUGCGUCUGACCAAGGGCAGGUUUGCUCUGAUGAACCGGGAGCUGCUGGACGUGUUUGGAACUCAGGCCUCCAGGGACUUUAAAGGCUUCGUGCCCAAACUGGACCCCCGUUUCACCUCAGUGCUCCGAGCGACGCUCCCCCCGGGGGGAGACGUCCCGCUGGGCUAGCUCGGCCUCCCAGGGGGCUCUGCGGUUCCCUCAGGUGGAGACGCACGGCCGGGCGGGCGGUCCCCGAGCGUCUUCACAGGUGUAGCUGCUCAGAAAGCCUGUGCCUGUUAGGGGAGGUGGAUGUCACAAAAACCUCAAAUCUAUCCAGCGGACCGCGGAGAUGCACCAGCCCACUCGCUGGAAAAGACUGACAAAUUCCUGGUAACUUGUAAACAAUGUAGAUUAAUGUAUAAUUUAAAUCAAAGAAAAUCUUUAUUAAAAUUUUAAAAGAUGGAUCACGCCUCGUAAAAUCUGGAAAAA
This is a messenger RNA of Cololabis saira (Pacific saury), 1722 nucleotides long. It is a transcript of the gene tmem135, whose product is annotated as transmembrane protein 135. The transcript has 15 exons. Lineage: Eukaryota; Metazoa; Chordata; Actinopteri; Beloniformes; Belonidae. The record is from RefSeq and is a predicted model, not a curated record. Bases 25 to 1422 code for a protein of 465 amino acids.